AUGGAAGUAUUAAUGUUCAGUGCUCAACCAGGGAUGCAUAAUGGCUUCCGUUGGAGAUUAUGUUGCGGUAGUCAUCAUUGUCGACUGAAGCUAGGGUAAGUUG
Messenger RNA from Nezara viridula (southern green stink bug), 103 nucleotides. Lineage: Eukaryota; Metazoa; Arthropoda; Insecta; Hemiptera; Pentatomidae. The record is from the annotation of a GenBank genome assembly.